GAACAAGAAAUCAAGAAUAGGGGGUCUUGAGAUUAGAGACGCAGAUAAACUGCCGCGUAUCCGAUCCUCCAUGGAUAGAAACUUGAUGCUUGCUUCAAAAAAGAAGAAAAAGGAUAGGAGUUUCGCUAGAGAGAAAAAAAGUGGGGAAAACAGAGGGUUAGGGUUAGAGAGAGAGACGCGGAAAGAGGAGGUCGCCAUGGAUAAAAACUCGAUUACGCUCAUUGUUAAUCUAGGUUCCCUAACACCAACAGAACCGCUUACUCUUGAUGGGUUCAAAUCUUCCGAUACCAUUACCUAUGUCAAGGCUCGGGUCUGCCAGACAGCAAUGGACCUUGGCUUGCAUCCACUUAAUGCUGACAUUAGAUCAUUGAUGUCGCCACAAGGACCACAUUUGGAGGACAACCAGACUCUGGCAUCUGCCUUCCAUCCUGGCUGCCAAGAUGAGAUUCUCAUCUUGUAUUACUUCAUAGACGCAGCAAAAAAAAGAAAAUUUAGAGAGCCCAAGGCGGAUAUGCGCUGGUUGCCUAUCUGUAAGCUUGUGCGAUUUAGAGAGGAAGCACACGAGGACGACAUGGGCAGCUGCGAAUAUGGCUACCCAAUCUUGAUUGAAAAGAGACCAAAAUCUAUUUAUGCACCACUCCCAUUUGCUCAAGUUCCAGACCUAGGCAUUCAUGGCCAAUACGAGUUGCUGGAUGUUGAGCGUAGACCCAUCACGCUUUCUAAGAUUAUGCAUACCCACUCUGUUGCAACCACUGCAUCUGUUGUUCUUUUGGCAUUGAAUGAUCGGAUUUUGAAGGACCUGGUGUCCUCAAAUAGUGAGUCUGAGUACCUUGUGAUUCGUGUUAGUUGGGACAAAUUGUCUUACUUUUUUGUCAGGCUAUUGAGGACAGCAUACCCUGACAUUCCCAUUGUUGCUGUCACCGACCUUGACCCCCACCACCUCGACCUCUUGACCUUCCUUGACACACCUCUCGAAUUCUUGCCUAGCUGCUAUGGGUGGGAUCUCACCAGAGACUUUAAAGAAGAUGUGUGUUCUAGUGACCUUGGUUUUGCGAACAUCAAGUGGCUUGGGCUGAGGCCUUUUGACUUUAGGCUGCCACGCCUUGAUUCUUUAAAGUCUGGUACUUCCCGUUGUCCUGGCUUUGACAAGGUCAUUAGCAUGCUCAGGGCCAAUCCUUUUCUCCGUAAGAAGCAAGAGUGGUUAGAAGCAUUGGAUUGGCUUGGCUUGGUUGGUAAGUGUGUGUCAUUACAUCUUCUGGCUCCUCCGCUAGAUUCUGGUGGUUGUUACAUUUAUUUGGGGGAUGAUUAUAUUUCUAAGAAAGUAUCUGAUGAAGAUUGGGUUUGAAUAUAACCGCCGUGGCCCUAAAUGCUUCUGUGUAUCAGACUCCCUAGUGCUAUGCCCCUUUAACUCUUAUGCAGCAGACGUGAAACAGAGAGCCGAGUCUGGAAUUAGGAAGUUCGGAAUCUGACCAGAGAGUCUAAAUUAUAGAGGAUGUGAUGAUGGAAAUGCCAAGAUGAUGAAAAAUUGAGGAGACGGAGUGUUGACAAUAAAAUAAAACACAGGGAAUAUGACCUGAAUUGGGUAGUUCGUUGUUUUUGUCCACUUUCCUUUGUUGGGAUGUGCAAUAUGAUCAAAUGGUCUAUUUUGCCCCUAUAUUCUUAACACCACCCAACCGACUACCUACCACGCAUCCAUCCUCGUCUUCCGGUGGGUCGUCUUCCGGCUCAGCGCCUAGCAACCACUGCUCUCGUAUUUUGUGCAAAAAAAUGCUGUUGGAGAACUCUAUUUUAGGAUAAGAAUUCGGAACUCUAAUCGCUUUUUCCAAGUAUAAUUCAGUUGUCUUGAAAUAAUCAAUAACUCACCAUAAA
This is a messenger RNA of Cuscuta campestris, 1869 nucleotides long. The record is from the annotation of a GenBank genome assembly. NCBI's taxonomy places the organism in Eukaryota, Viridiplantae, Streptophyta, Magnoliopsida, Solanales, Convolvulaceae.